CCCAUAGCAUUCCUGUUGAAGGCAACAGUUUUAAGAAAGCUAUUUGCAUAACUGCCAGGUCAUUCUUAGCUACAGUAUAAGUGUGUGUGAAGAAGAAGGAUAACAACAACAAGUCAAAGGGUUUGGCUACUUCACCAAAAGAGCAAUGACUAACCAAGAAUGGAUUAGGAUUUUUCAAUCAAAGGUCAAAAAUCUGAAGAGGAAUAAGAGAGACCGCUGGCGUAUCGAGAUGGAUGAUUCCAUUAAGGCAGACAAUGUGAAAUUAGGCUGGCAUCAGUACAUCAGUGGGGCAUUUGGAAGGUUCAAGUGCUCCAAGUGUAACAGAAGUUGGUCCUCUGGCCGGGUGAAUGUGGUGUUUCACAUGCAUCUAUCGUCAGGGCAGGGAAUGGUGAAAGUGCGAUGUUUGCGUCAGGAAUGCAGGCAAUGUGACGGCGCUCUUAUGGAGGAGGCCAGUUUCGAUGAGGAGAAACUCCAAGUCCUACUGGAGAAACUGAUGGAGAAGAUUCGUGUCAAGUGCUACCACGAGAACCUGGGCAAGAGAAACAGACGUGAUUUCGAUGACGAAGACGAUGAAGGUCCCCCCCAUGAGAGUGCCCAUUGCGAAGCCUGCAGUAUGGGCCUUUGCACAAAGCGUUUUAAAGCCCGGUAGAAUAUGGUAGAAAUAGACUGGUAUACGCCCUAAUACACUUUUUAUAAUAUUUCUCUUUGUUUACUUGUCUAUAUCUAGUGGUCAUUGGUACACCCUAAUGUCUGAUUGCUAAAGCUAUUUGUUGAUUAAAUAAAUGCAGUGAGACACUGGUGGAACUGGUGGAAGAUAGGUGUGGCUGCACAGGGCACAAUGAAAGUGGAAUAAGAGCCUCAGCAACGUGAGAUUAGAGAGGUAGAGAAGGUUCCUCAGCUAUGUGAGGUUAGAGAGGUAGAGAAGGUUCCUCAGCUAUGUGAGGUUAGAGAGGUAGAGAAGGUUCCUCAGCUAUGUGAGGUUAGAGAAGUAGAGAAGGUUCCUCAGCUAUGUGGGGUUAGAGAAGUAGAGAAGGUUCCUCAGCUAUGUGAGGUUAGAGAGGUAGAGAAGGUUCCUCAGCUAUGUGAGGUUAGAGAAGUAGAGAAGGUUCCUCUACUAUGUAAGGUUAGAGAAGUAGAGAAGGUUCCUCUACUAUGUGAGGUUAGAGAAGGUUCCUCAACUAUGUAAGGUUAGAGAAGUAGAGAAGGUUCCUCAGCUAUGUGGGGUUAGAGAAGUAGAGAAGGUUCCUCAGCUAUGUGAGGUUAGAGAAGUAGAGAAGGUUCCUCAGCUAUGUGGGGUUAGAGAGGUAGAGAAGGUUCCUCAGCUAUGUAAGGUUAGAGAAGUAGAGAAGGUUCCUCUACUAUGUAAGGUUAGAGAAGGUUCCUCAACUAUGUGGGGUUAGAGAGGUAGAGAAGGUUCCUCAGCUAUGUGAGGUUAGAGAAGUAGAGAAGGUUCCUCAGCUAUGUGGGGUUAGAGAAGUAGAGAAGGUUCCUCAGCUAUGUGGGGUUAGAGAGGUAGAGAAGGUUCCUCAGCUAUGUGGGGUUAGAGAGGUAGAGAAGGUUCCUCAGCUAUGUGGGGUUAGAGAGGUAGAGAAGGUUCCUCUACUUGUGAUUCCUUUGAAGAGGAAAUGGAUUGCCUUUAUUUUGCAGCUGUUCCAGUGUGUGUACAAACAAUGUGUCACGUCCUGACCUUAGUUCCUUUUCUAUGUCUCUAUUUUGGUUUGGUCAGGGCGUGAGUCGGGGUGGGCAUUCUAUGUGUUUUUUCUAUGUUUUCUAUUUCUAUGUGUUUGGCCUGGUGUGGUUCCCAAUCAGAGGCAGCUGUCAAUCGUUGUCUCUGAUUGAGAACCAUACUUAGGUAGCCUUUUCCCACCUGUGUUUUGUGGGUAAUUAUUUUUUCUGUGUGUGUUUGUGUGCACCUCGGGUUGUGUCACGGUCUUUUUUUUCUUCUGUUUACCUGUUUGUUUCUUGGUUGUUUCGGUUUCACUUUCAUUAAAAGAUGUGGAACUACAUGCACGCUGCGCCUUGGUUGAUUUAUGACAGGGAGUUUGACGAUAGCGAGCGUGACACAAAGCUUUAUUACUGUCAUUGAAUUAUUCUGCUGGUACACCAACAAUACUGUUUGGGUCUGUGUAUUUCCUGUCUUACUCCACAGUGUGUCUAUUUGUAAUUGUAAUCCAAUCUAAUGAAGGCGAAACGAGUUUUAUUGCACAAGACAUUUGUUGAUGAUGGGGUGUGAUAUUAGGCGUGAACUACUACAAGACACAGCAUGUCACUCUUGUAUUCUUACGUGGAAAUGUAUUACCCAUAACCAAAAUAAACACACCACAUAUCCUCUU
Molecule: messenger RNA, 2333 nt
Organism: Oncorhynchus kisutch (coho salmon)
Lineage: Eukaryota; Metazoa; Chordata; Actinopteri; Salmoniformes; Salmonidae
Product: receptor-transporting protein 2
Exons: 2
Coding region: 146-649 (167 amino acids)
Biological process (GO): protein targeting to membrane; protein insertion into membrane
Molecular function (GO): olfactory receptor binding
Source: RefSeq, a predicted model, not a curated record